AUUUUUUAGACAGCUUUGCUGUGACGACACUCCCAUGGUUCGUAGGGCGGCUGCCAGCAAGCUCGGUGAAUUUGCAACUGCCUUGGAGGCAGAGUUUGUCAAGUCAGAGAUUAUUCAACUUUGGUCUCAAUUCUUGUCCGAUGACCAAGAUUCAGUUCGAUUACUCGCUGUCGAGGCGUCAAUUGCCAUUGCUGGCCUGCUUAGCUCGGAAGAUAUCGAAGCACACAUGAUUAGCUGCUUGAAGCAAGCUGCCGAAGAUAAGUCUUGGCGAGUUCGCUACAUGGUCGCUGAUAAGUUCACCGAGAUUCAAAACGUCGUCGGUGCAGAAAUCACCAAAAGCGAACUUGUGACUUCCUUCCAAAACUUACUUAAAGAUCCUGAAGCCGAGGUUCGAGCAGCUGCGGCACAAAAAGUUCGUGAUUUCUCUCAGAACUUGCCCACCGAAGAUAGGGAGCAAAUUAUUAUGACUCACAUUUUGCCAUGCAUCAAGGAGCUGGUCGUCGAUCCUAACCAACAUGUCAAAACUGCUCUGGCCGGAGUCAUUAUGGGCCUCUCGCCAAUUGUGGGCGAGCAAAACACCAUCGAUCAGCUGUUGCCCAUCUUUUUGUCGAUGCUUAAAGACGAGUGCCCCGAGGUUCGCCUGAAUGUCAUCUCGAAGUUGGACUGCGUCAACGAAGUGAUUGGCGUUCAGCAGCUCAGUCAGUCGCUACUGCCUGCUAUUGUGGAGCUCGCCGAAGACAGCAAAUGGCGAGUUCGCCUAGCUAUCAUUCAGUACAUGCCCCUGCUUGCUGGCCAACUUGGUGUGGAAUUUUUCGAAGAGAAGCUAAACACUCUCUGCAUGGCAUGGCUUCUUGACCAAGUUUUUGCCAUUCGAGAGGCAGCAACUCUAAACUUGAAGAAACUUGUGGAGAAGUUUGGCGCCGAGUGGGCCCAAAACACAGUGAUUCCUAAAAUCAAUCAAAUGGCAUCUGAUCCCAACUACCUCCACCGAAUGACUUUCCUUUUCUGCAUCAACGUUCUAUCUAACGCUUGUGGCGCUGAUAUCACCACUAAGCUGAUGCUCCCUACAGUUUUGAGACUUGGAUCCGACUCUGUCCCCAACGUACGUUUUAACGUUGCGAAAACUCUGAAAAUUAUCAGCAAUGAUUUGGAGCAAAACACUGUUCAGACACAGGUGAAGCCGUGCUUGGAGAAACUGCAAAAUGAUGCCGAUAUUGAUGUGCGCUAUUACGCAAGCGAAGGACUUCGCUCUUUGUAG
Molecule: messenger RNA, 1258 nt
Organism: Rhagoletis zephyria (snowberry fruit fly)
Lineage: Eukaryota; Metazoa; Arthropoda; Insecta; Diptera; Tephritidae
Source: RefSeq, a predicted model, not a curated record